Molecule: messenger RNA, 705 nt
Organism: Teleopsis dalmanni
Lineage: Eukaryota; Metazoa; Arthropoda; Insecta; Diptera; Diopsidae
Product: bumetanide-sensitive sodium-(potassium)-chloride cotransporter-like
Exons: 3
Coding region: 1-504 (167 amino acids)
Biological process (GO): sodium ion transmembrane transport; sodium ion homeostasis; cell volume homeostasis
Cellular component (GO): membrane
Molecular function (GO): sodium:potassium:chloride symporter activity
Source: RefSeq, a predicted model, not a curated record
AUGUUAUAUUGCCAUUCCGCAGGCGGUCCACAAGUUUACGCAUUGGCGAAUAAAAAAGCUGAACUUGAAUUUGAACAACGUUCAAUGGCAAGUUUGCUUUCCAAGUUUCGUAUAGAUUACUCUGAUUUACAAUUAAUUCCGGAUAUUACGAAAAAACCACAAGAAACAUCUACACAAUUCUUUAAUGAGCUCAUUAAAGAUUUUGUGCAAAGCGAAAAAGAAAAUGGACCUAUAACAACAAUAUUAAGUGAAGAAGAAGCACUCAUCACGGAAGAUGAUUUAAUGGCAGUACAGGAUAAAACUAAUCGUUACUUGCGUUUACGUGAAUAUUUGCAAGAGCAGUCAACUAAAUCUGACUUGGUCGUUAUGACUUUACCCAUGCCACGUAAGAAUAUUGUAUCGGCGCCGCUUUAUAUGGCUUGGUUGGAAAGUCUAAGUCGUGAAAUGCCUCCAUUCCUAUUCGUACGUGGCAAUCAGACCAGUGUGCUGACAUUCUAUUCAUAGACAUCUAAAACAAGAAUGAAACUAUGUGCAAAAUUAUCUUUAAUUAGAACAGCUUGGUCUUACUGACUUGCAAAAAUGAAAUAGAUGCAGAAAUAUUUAUAUUUGUUUUGAUUUCUUAAGUAGCCGCACAUACUAAAUAAUUGACUAGAAAAUUAGUUUAAACAUUUUGAAAAACAAGCAUAUUCUUAUAAGAAAUUUGUG